AUGCCGGAUACAGACGAAUUCAAAGGCGCGAGAAAGCCACAUCGAAAAACUCGCACUGGAUGUGCAUCCUGUAAGAAGCGCAGGAUCAAGUGCGACGAAGCAAAACCUACAUGUCUCAACUGCAAAAAACACAACAUAGCAUGUCCAUUCUCCAUCAGCUCGUCUUCGCUUACCUCGGAUUCCGACUCUACUCAAAAUCCACCUUCUAAUGCGAGGCGCUUCGUACCAUCUCGGUACCAGGACCAGGUACUUCCAUCGUCUGUUUGCCAAAAGAGGGAUCUUAGUCCUGCAACGCAUUUAACUCCCACCGGAGUACAGAAUUCUCCCGUCAUCCCGACUUUCACUGCCGAAGAGUUUGAACUCUGGCACCAUUUCUUGAUGAUAACAUGCCCGACGAUUGGCGAUGAUCCUGGAAGUCUUCGUUUCUGGCAAAUGAAUGUUCCUAAUAUUGGCUUCUCCAACCAGUUCGUACUACAUCUGACGCUAGCUUUGGCUGCAUUCCAUUUAGGUCGUACCAAUCCAGAACGUAGGGCGAAAUAUAUAGCACUCGCUGAAAAGCAUGAGACGAUAGCCUUGCAAGGAGUGACUACAGUACUACCUGGUCUCGAUUCAAUGAAUUGUGAGGCUCUUUAUGCAGCGGCUACCUUGAUCUGCUUUUGCUAUCUCGCCAAAGGCCCGCAGUCUGGGGAAUUCAUUGCGUUCAGCGAGACUGGAAACAUUCAGUGGUUGAUCUUGCUUGGAGGAGUAAGAUCGAUCAUGGAUAGUAAACGUGCUGAGCUUUAUGCUGCAGUUCUUGGACCCAUUCAGGAAGCGUCUGCCUCAUACAAACCCGCAAAACGAAAGCGAGAUUCCGUGCCUGACUAUGUGCAACCUCUGGAGGAGUUACGACGACACAUCGAAAGCAGAGCUGCUACGUAUAGCUUCGAUGCUGGGAUUUGCCUCAAAGUGCUGGACAAUCUCGUUAAAUCUUUCCAUGCCGUCUAUGAGCGCAUUAUACGGACAGGCGAGGAUGAUAGGAGACAUUCGCCGCAAGUUUUUGGUUGGCUGUACAGACUUCCACCGGAGUUCACUCAACUUCUAAUAGAGAAGUGCUCAGCGGGUCUGAUCAUACUCGCCCAUUUUGUGGUGCUGCUUAAAGAAAUCGAUUACUAUUGGUUUAUUGAAGGCUGGGCAGAACACAUGAUGAGUGGCAUUAAAAAUAUCCUUGGAAAGGAACAUGAGACUUUGAUCGAAUGGCCCAUUCGUCAAAUCAGAAGAGCAGAGGCUUGA
Molecule: messenger RNA, 1269 nt
Organism: Glarea lozoyensis ATCC 20868
Lineage: Eukaryota; Fungi; Ascomycota; Leotiomycetes; Helotiales; Helotiaceae
Product: Zn2/Cys6 DNA-binding protein
Exons: 2
Coding region: 1-1269 (422 amino acids)
Biological process (GO): regulation of transcription by RNA polymerase II
Molecular function (GO): zinc ion binding; DNA-binding transcription factor activity, RNA polymerase II-specific
Source: RefSeq, a predicted model, not a curated record